This is a messenger RNA of Diversispora eburnea, 3201 nucleotides long. Lineage: Eukaryota; Fungi; Glomeromycota; Glomeromycetes; Diversisporales; Diversisporaceae. The record is from the annotation of a GenBank genome assembly.
AUGGUCAAAAAAGCCAUCGAUUCAAGAAUCCCUACGCUAAUAAAAAAUGGAGUACAGAAAAAACACCGUACGUUCUUUAUAAUUGUCGGGGACAAGGGAAGAGAUCAGGUAGUUAAUCUACAUUGGAUACUUUCACAAGCUCAAGUGACUGCAAGACCAUCAGUAUUGUGGUGUUAUAAAAAAGAUUUAGGCUUUACUAGUCAUCGUAAGAAAAGAGAAAAAAAGAUUCGAAAAGAAAUAAAACGCGGUAUAAGAGAGCCUAAUGAGGAAGAUCCUUUUGAAUUAUUUGUUUCAGUAACGAAUAUUCGUUAUACAUAUUAUAAAGAAACACAUACGAUAUUGGGUAAUACAUUCGGAAUGUGUGUAUUACAGGAUUUUGAAGCUUUAACUCCAAAUUUGUUGGCACGUACCAUUGAAACAGUAGAAGGUGGUGGGAUAAUAGAUGUUCAUUCUCGUUAUCGAACAGAAGCUCAUGAUGAUGUGACUGCACGUUUUAAUGAAAGGUUCAUCCUUUCCUUAGGAUCUUGUGAAAAUUUUAUAGUGACUGACGAUGAAUUAAAUGUAUUACCAAUAUCAGCAGGAAAAAAUGUGAAACCAUUGCAAUUAAAAUCACCUGAAGAAUCAAUGACAGAACAGCAAAUUCAACUUAAAGAAUUGAAAACAUCUUUAGCAGAAACACAACCAGUAGGUUCACUUGUCGCUACUGCUAAGACACUUGAUCAAGGAAAAGCUAUCCUUACUUUCAUUGAAGCCAUAUCAGAAAAGAAAUUGCGUAGUACUGUCACUCUUACUGCUUCUCGUGGUCGUGGUAAAUCAGCUGCUCUUGGAAUAGCAAUUUCUGCUGCUGUUUCCUACGGAUAUUCUAAUAUUUUUGUUACAUCACCAAGUCCUGAAAAUUUGAAAACAUUAUUUGAAUUCAUUUUCAAAGGAUUUGAUGCUUUAGAAUAUGAAGAACAUCUAGAUUAUGAUAUAAUACAAUCAACAAAUCCGGAUUUCAAUAAAGCUAUUGUUAAAGUAAAUAUUUUUAGGCAGCAUCGGCAGACAAUUCAAUACAUUCAACCCCAGGAUGCUCAUGUGUUAGGACAAGCGGAAUUAGUCGUGAUUGAUGAGGCGGCAGCAAUUCCUUUACCGUUUGUAAAAAAUCUUAUUGGUCCCUACUUAUUAUUUAUGGCAUCGACUAUAAAUGGGUAUGAAGGCACCGGAAGAUCAUUAUCUCUCAAACUUAUUCAGCAACUUCGUGAACAAUCUAAAGGAUUUAUUGGCAAAGAAGUUCGUACUUCUAUCAAACGUGAUGGCAAGAUCAAAAAAGAUGCAAUAUCUUUUAUUGAUGGAGUAUCAGCAGGUGGUCGUAUACUUCGAGAAAUUAAACUUGAAGAACCGAUUCGUUACGGACCAGAAGAUCUCGUUGAGAAAUGGCUUAAUAAAUUAUUGUGUUUGGAUGCGAAUAUUAUUUCUAAGAAUAUUCAAGGAUGUCCUCACCCACAACAAUGUGAACUUUAUUACGUAAAUCGUGAUACCUUAUUUUCUUUUCAUCCAGUAUCAGAAACAUUUUUACAACGAAUGAUGGCACUUUAUGUUGCUAGUCAUUAUAAGAAUUCCCCCAACGAUUUACAAUUGAUGUCAGAUGCACCCGCACAUCAUUUGUUUGUUUUGUUACCACCCGUAAAAGAUGGUGAUAAUUCGUUACCUGAUCCUCUUUGUGUUGUUCAGGUAUGUUUAGAAGGUGAAAUUUCCCGUCAAGCGGUUAUGAACAGUUUAAAGCGUGGAACACGAGCUAGUGGAGAUUUAAUACCGUGGCUGAUUUCACAGCAGUUUCAAGAUGAUGAUUUUGCUAGUUUGUCUGGAGCUCGUAUCGUUAGGAUUGCAACUCAUCCUGACUACAUAAAGAUGGGAUAUGGAUCACGAUGUCUGGAAUUGUUAAUUGAAUUUUAUCAAGGAAAAUUUGCAUCUUUAGAUGAAAAUGAAAAUUAUCAAGAAGAAAAUAUGACAAGGGUUGAUGAUGCAGAAUUAGAAAAUGCAGAUCUUCAUAAGGAAGAGAUUAAAAUACGGGAUCCUCGCAAAAUGCCACCUCUUCUUUUAAAACUUUCAGAGAAGCGCCCAGAUAGAUUACAUUAUAUUGGUGUUUCUUAUGGUUUAACUCCUCCCUUACACAAAUUUUGGAAAAGAGCAGGAUUUGUUCCACUUUAUUUAAGACAAACAACAAAUGAACUAACUGGUGAACACACAUGUGUAAUGUUAAAAGCAUUAAAAUCUGAUGACCUUAUUGUUAAAUGUAAUCCAGAAUGGCUUAAAGCAUUUUCGAAAGAUUUUCACAAAAGAUUUUUAAAUUUGUUGUCUUAUCAAUUUCGAAAUUUUCCUAGUGUCUUGUCAUUAAGCAUAAUGGAAGCUUCUGAAAUUGGAAAUGAAUCUACAAAUAAUAAUAGUGAACGAGCUUAUGAUCUUAAACGACUUGAAUCAUAUGCUAAUAACAUGUUAGACUAUCAUGUAAUAUUAGAUUUGCUUCCAACAAUAGCUCAUUUAUAUUUUGAAAAUAAAUUUGGUAAAACAAUAAAAUUUUCUGGUGUUCAAAGUUCAAUAUUGUUAGGUAUAGGUUUGCAGAGAAAAGCUAUUGAAGAUUUGGAGAAGGAACUUUUACUCCCUUCAACACAAAUUUUGGCAUUAUUUAUAAAAAUCAUUCGAAAAGUUUCUUUAUAUUUUCAUUCAUUAGAAACAUCUGUGUUGCAAAAUGAGAUACCUGAUGAAACAACAGUUGUGAAGAAAAAAAGAGCUACAAAUAUCAAUAAGUCAACACAUGAAGAUAGUAUAUCGGCAACAUCUUCAUCCCGAAAUGGUAAUGUAGAAGAUGAUGCAGAUGCAUCGUGGGAUCCAGUGUCAAAAACUUUGGAUGAAGAUUUAGAAGAAGCUGGUGAUGAAAUUAAGAAACAAAUGAGAGAAAAUCAAAGAGAAUUAAUAAAUUCAUUGGACCUUUCAAAAUAUGCUAUAGAUGAAGCAUCGGAAGGUUGGGAAGCAGCAGAAUCCCAAAUUCAUGCAAUGACUUCGGGUAAGAAACAAAAUACUUUGACAAUUGUGAGCAUCAAAAAUUUGGAAUCAAAAAAAAAACGGAAAUUCACAGAUACUGCGGCCAAUAGUUUAAUUCAUGAAGAGAAAAAAAUGAAGCAAAGUGGUGGGAAAAAAUUUCAUAAGAAAUCGAAAAAGACUUGA